AGAUGUGGAGGGAUGGAGUGGUCUACCUGCCCGCUGCGUGGCGCCACUGUGUUUCUGCUCAACGCUCGCGAGGAAAGGACUUGUCCCAAUGACGAGCAUUAGUUUACCCAACAGACAACAGUGCAGCAAAACAUCACAAGAUUCAAUAAAAACAAGGGUUAGUAAUUGAAACCUUUUUUCGUUCUUACAGACAAAGUAAAAAAAAAUUCUCUCUCUAAAAAAGAGUCCUAAAUGUGUGAGGCCAGACCUGACAACCUGGAUGUGAACAUGUAAGUUAUCCAGAAAAAGGAGGACGCCAAGAAAGACAAAAACUUGUGUGUGGUGGUUAGUGAUCACCCGAAUACAACGGGCUUCAAAUUUACAUCCGGGCAUAUUUUAAGCUCACAAAAUGGCGUAGAGCCACAGGAGGCUGGCAGCAAAGCAACUCUUACUCCUCCUCGUCUCCAUCACACGCUGGGACAUUCUUCAGGGUUCGCUUCCCACAUUCCGUGAGGAAGACAAAUACAGUGAGCCAGUCUACCUCACAGGCACGAUGCGACUCCUGGUGAUGGCAGUUCUCAGUUUUCUGGCAUUUCUGAAUGUAGAGGGAAAGGCUCAUUUGUGGAUACGGUUUAGAAGGUUCGACAACCCUGGCGGAAGGGGUGACAACGGCCACUGCUGCGACGGAAAGUUUGCCAUCUGUCCAUCAAAAUGCGAUCACAGAUUCAUUAUCUGCGUGGACUAUAAAUAUGGACGAUCAGACACGUCCAGCUGUCCUUACGGGAAAGUCGUGUCAGGGGAGAUUACUGACAAGGACAGCAUCACUUUUGAUGAUGACAUUGGUGGCAUCAAGAAUCCUAUGAUCUUUGACUUUGACUCAUGGCCGGGCCGAGUUCUACUCAAGAUCGGUGUGUGGGAUGUUGACGAUAAUGGAGAUGACUUCGUGGACUUCUUGAAACAGGACGUUGACAUCAGCCCCGCCAAGAGCAUGAGCGAGGCGACAGUCCAGCGGAUGACCAUCCGAGACCGUGUGACACUGAGAGUGGACGCCAUGGUGUUUUGUGGCCCGGAUUCCUACGGUCCCACUUGUGCUUCGACCUGCUUGGCAAAAUCGGAAUCCACGAGUGGCUAUACCUGUGACCCGGAGACAGGUCGCAAAAUAUGCAAUGAAGGGUGGACGGGCGGUGAGUGUGACAUCAGCGUCGACGAGUGCCUUGUCAACAAAUGCGAGUCAGGAUCUACCUGCGUAGACGGACACUUGGACUACACGUGUGUUUGUUCUCCCGGCUAUGCGGGUCGGUUUUGCGAGACCAACGUCAACGAGUGCCUCAGCUACCCGUGUCAGAACGAGGGCACGUGCGAGGAUCGGGUGAACGGGUACAUGUGCCAGUGCAAGGAAGGGUGGACCGGCGACACGUGCGAGGUGCGUGACGCGUGCCUGCAGGCCUUGUGUUAUCACAACGGCGUUUGCUUCAACGUCAAUCAGACCUACGUCUGCAGGUGUCCCGAGGGCUUCGCAGGCCUGACGUGCGAGAUCGACCUGGACGAGUGCGUGAGCUCCCCGUGUCUCAAUGGCGGCUGGUGCGAGAACGUGGAGGGCAGCUUUCAGUGCCACUGCUCCCCGGGGUGGAUCGGUCGGCUGUGUGAAAAGGACCUCAACGAGUGCGACUCCAGCCCGUGCGUGCAGGAACUCGAGUGCAUCAACCUGCAGAACAAUUUUUCUUGCGUGUGUUUGCCAGGCUACACGGGCAGGCUGUGCGAGCAGGACAUCGACGAGUGCAUCAACCCUCCCUGUGUUAACGGUGGAACCUGCACUAAUCUGCAGCCCAGUUAUAAGUGCAAGUGCCCCGCUGGGUUCAAAGGUCGGAACUGUGAGAAGGACGUGGAUGAGUGCGCGCUGUCUGUGUGUCGGAAGGGCAGCACGUGCAUCAACAAACCUGGAACUUUCCUCUGCCAGUGUGCAGCCAACUUCACUGGUCAGCUGUGCGAGACGCGCCUGGACACGUGCGUGAGUCAGCCUUGCCUCAACAACGGCACCUGCCUGGACCGCGGCGACGGCUUCCAGUGCGCAUGCCCCAACGAGUGGACCGGGCGCGCGUGCGAGUUGCCCUCUGACCGCUGCUACCAGUCGCCCUGCGCCAACGGAGCCACGUGCCGGGACCUGGGGCGGGGCCAAAGACGUCUGUGCUACUGUCCGGUCGGCUGGGAGGGCGAGUUCUGCGAGAAGGACCGCAACGAAUGCGAGGCGCCACCCUGCGACAACGGCGGAACUUGCGUCAACACGCCCGGCAGCUUCUUCUGCGCAUGCCUGAAGGGCUGGAGGGGGCCGCUGUGCCAGGCCGACGUCAACGAGUGCCUGGACUUCAGGCAGAUGUCGGAAGAAACGCUAGAUUCCAACAGCGACCUCUGGCGGAAGAAUGGUGAGGACCAGAAUCUCGACAACAGGACGUUGAGCAGGGAGACCAUGGAGCCUAUCUGCAAGAACGGCGGGACGUGUGAGAACGUGGAUGGCGGCUUCAUGUGUCAGUGCAGGGAAGGUUGGUUGGGUCCCCGGUGUGAGGACGACGUGGACGAGUGCCUCACUCAGCCAUGUCGGAAUGGAGGCCAGUGUCGUAACUACGUUGGCGGCUUCAACUGCUCGUGCCCUGACACGUGGACAGGAAAGGUAUGCGAGACGGACGUGGAUGAGUGCAGUGGUCUGCCGUGUCCCGGGCACACCGAGUGCCUCAACACCCCGGGUGGCUACAGCUGCGUGUGUCCGUGCGGCCUGAAGGGUGAGGGGUGCGCCGAGGACAUGGAUGAGUGCCAAGGGGAGGUGUCGGUCAUGGGCUACGGCAUUCAGGACAAGUCCUGCGUCGGAGGGUUCUCCCUGCAAUGUCCUCCCGGCAGCCCCUGCGAGAGGGGACGCAUGCCCUGCAAAAACAAAGCCACCUGCGAGAACACUUUCGGCGCCUUUGUGUGCCGCUGCACUGCGGGUUGGUCCGGGCUCACGUGCGAGGUGGACAUUGACGAGUGCAGCGAUGAAACCGACCCAGGGAAAUUCCUCAACACAUCUUCCUCUCCUGUUGGGACCUGGGACGGCUUCACGGCUACUACAGUUUCCCAGAAUGCAUCAAGAAACAUGGCGAACGUGACGAUGAAUUCAGAGACUAGUUCGCCAGGGAUGACGAUCUCACCCUGUCGUAACGGCGGGGUGUGCCAGAACCUCCCGGGGACCUUUGCCUGCCUGUGCCCACCGGACUGGACAGGCAGAAUCUGCGAGGAUGACCUGAACGAAUGCCUCGCCAGCCCUUGUCGGAACGGUGGAACAUGUCUGAACCAGGUUCCUGGGUAUGUCUGUAUCUGCCCACCCUCGUAUUCGGGGCGACUGUGCGAAGCGGAAACAGAGACUUGUGACAGUGGUGUGUGUCAGAACAACGCCACGUGCAUCGCCAGGGACGCGCAGUCGGGUGGGGGCGUGCAGUGCAUCUGCACCCGAGGCUGGCAAGGCCCGCAUUGCGACCUUGACCGGGAUGAGUGUCUUCUGCAGCCAUGUUGGAAGAACGGUUUGUGUGUCAACGAAGAAGGCAGCUUCCGGUGUCAGUGCCCGGGGAAUAAGUGCGGCAGUGAUACGGUGCCGAGUCCAGCUACCAGUUUACCUCUGUGGUUCAAUGGUAACGUGGGGUCCAGCGAGAUUCUCGUCAUCCAUGCAGGGAUCAACCGGUUUCUGGAGGAUUAUGGAGGAUUCCGGAAGGACGUGACCGUUAGCACCAACCUACAGACGCAGGGAGGCUACGACAAGGAGGGAAAUGAAAUAACCGAGCUUUCCAUCAACAUCACUGUGGAGAAUGUCACCCUAAGCAAUGAGGAGGUUUUGGAGAUCAUGAAUCGAGCUCCUCCGGCACAUCUUGAGAGUUACCUCCCUUUGCCGCUAUACAUGGGAAGAAUGGGGAAGCAUCGGACGAGUCCCAGGGGUCAGUUGUUCAGGGGCCGGUGGUACCGUGGUACGGUUACCUGGCGAUGGUGGGGCUCGCUGCCUGUGCCGGUCUCAUCAUUGCGGUCGUCUGCCUCAAGCGUGUAAGGUUGUCCUGGCCCAGGAAGAGAUCAGACACCUCCAUCAUGUUCAUGAGGAACGGCGUGCACGGUUCAGGCUUCGACACGACCGUCGAUGUCGACGGCUUUGCUGUAGGUAGAGAUGCCCCCGAAAUGGAGUCAG
Messenger RNA from Pomacea canaliculata, 4174 nucleotides. RefSeq names its product fibropellin-1-like. The coding region runs from base 533 to 4039 and encodes 1168 amino acids. Gene Ontology annotation, biological process: cell communication. Gene Ontology annotation, cellular component: membrane. Gene Ontology annotation, molecular function: calcium ion binding. The record is from RefSeq and is a predicted model, not a curated record. Lineage: Eukaryota; Metazoa; Mollusca; Gastropoda; Architaenioglossa; Ampullariidae. The transcript is spliced from 16 exons.